GAAUUUAAUCAUACAUAAUACUGAAAGGCGAAACAUUAUGUGGAAAGGCGAAAACUGAGCCAGCAAUAGAAAUGUUUAUGUGCUAUGUAUAGUUUUCUGAACAACAUAUUCCCUGUUUCAGCCUCGACGACCGACGUGAGUGAUGAUCUGACACCGAACAACACGGUUCCACCAGCGCCAGUGACGACACAAGACUCCCACGCGACUCCAUCACCAGCCACAGACCGCGACCUCUACUCCGCCAGCGAGGACGGUGACCUGGAAAGAGUGAAGCGGAUCCACAGGCAGCGGGUCACGUGGACAUCAACACUAGAGGAGACUACAGCGGGACACCGGUGAUGGCGGCAGCAGUGAGGGGACACAGAGAUGUGGUGGAGUUCCUGGUGGGUAGAGGGGCUGAUGUGUCGCUGGUGAACAGGUACGGUAGCAACGUCCUUCACUACGCCUGUUGGGGUGUAGGAGACCUGGAGAUCGUGAAGCUGAUCGUGUCCCUGAACGUGUUGGACAUCAACGCCAUGAACAACUACGGGAGCACAGCGGUCUACUACGCGAGAUUCUAUGGACAUCAGCGAGUGGUGGAGUUCCUGGUGUCACGUGGUGGACACUGAAGUCAGUGUUGGUGUGGACAGUGACGGUGCACAUGUCGUUACUGACACUGACGAGGUGUGUGCCGUCCACGUUGUCGUGUGUCACGAUUCACGUGAUUUCCGUUUACUUUGUGAAUAUAAAUAAAACUUGUUGAAUGUA
This is a messenger RNA of Haliotis rubra (blacklip abalone), 747 nucleotides long. Its product is annotated as integrin-linked protein kinase-like. NCBI's taxonomy places the organism in Eukaryota, Metazoa, Mollusca, Gastropoda, Lepetellida, Haliotidae. Bases 339 to 608 code for a protein of 89 amino acids. Gene Ontology annotation, molecular function: protein binding. The record is from RefSeq and is a predicted model, not a curated record. The transcript has 2 exons.